UCCUGGGUUUUUGGCCCUGUGUCCCUCCCAACAUCAUCGCAUCGCCUUCUAACAGAAGGCACUGCCCACUCUUCCUCACCAUCAAGGCAUUUCCCCAACAGACCAGCAACGGCUGCAGCUCAGAAGGAACCUGUCGCUGCAUGAUGGAGGCCCGGCAGGAUCCAUUUAUCACCCGGCAGGCAGCUUUAUUUUUUAAAAAAGACGUGAGAGUAUAUCAGGGCCAGGAGAAUAAAACAACUCAACAAAGACAAGCAAACACGGGAAAGAUGACAGCCUGGCGAGAUGAAGAUAUACAACUGGUGGGAUCACAGGAAGAUAAGCCAUUGCCCCGAGGGAUACCAGGAGGCAUUUUUGGAAUCCUGGGCGUCGUUGCUGCUGCUGCCCUCAUUAUCAGCGUGGCUGUGACUGUCUUCAUUGUCUACAGGCGACAGCAAAAGGGCCGCUCUGACACCGACAAUGAUCUGAUUGACCUUCCCCCCUCCCACAAACCUGCUCCCCCACCUCCCAAGCGGAAGCAGGAGAUGAAAAGCCACCUAACAGCAGAGGAUAUUCAGGUCGUGCACUUGGACAACAUGAAGGAGCCAGAGGAAGAGAUCCAGAAGUUGCCACCCCAACCCCCCUACUAUGACAUGGCAGCCACCGAGCCAACCCCUCACUCCGACAAGAUGAACUUUGGAAAGCGUCACACAGAGAUACCGGAUGCGGGUGAUUACCUAAGCUGCCGUUACUCACGUGAAGACCAGUACCUGGCAAGAAUACCAUAUGUCUAUAGUCCCUUGUCAUAUCUCCCAGAAGACGCCUACUCAUCCCGCCAUUCUGAGGCUUCCUUUUGCUGCCCACCUCCCGGCUCCAGGGCUCCGUACAUCUGUCCCAAAGAACAGUAUGUUUAAAAAGAACCCCGCAGAAAAGCAAUGAAGACAGGAGGGGCAAAAGAAAUAAUCUCCAUGUGUUUCCAGCUAUCACACAUCAACUACGGCCUUUGAACCCACCCACUUGCACCCCCUCCAGCCAUUGGGGAUUGUGUCUGGGUUGUGUGUGUGUGAUGUCUGUGUGUGAGUGCCGGUUUCUCCCCAUCGCUACUAUCCACCGUUUCUUAUUUUUACUGUUUUUGUUGAAAAGUGUCAAUGCAUUUGUACUUUUCAUUGUUAGGUUAAGGCUGCGGUCUUAAACACAGUUGCAAGGGAGUGAACCUCACUGAACAGAGCGGGAUGUACUUCUGAAUCGACAUGCAUUGGAUUGUGCUGUAACCUCUGCCUUGUUUGUUAAGGAACAUCUUCCUCUUUCCCAACCCCAUCUAAUUUUGACCCCUUGGGGCUUCCGUUCCACGCAGGCUUGGUGUGUCCAUGCAUCAGUGAAUUUCCACUGCUGUCCUCUGCUGGAUGGAAUGUGCCUCUUGCUCAAAUGUCCACCGUCUGUUUUCCAUUUACACAAUUUUGCACUAUGGUUAAACUUCCAAGUUAACGCUACACGUAGCCCCUUGCUAUAACACCUGUCCUGAAGGUUGGGACUCUUGUCUUCCUUCCAAAUGCAACCUGUUGCACUCCACGAAGAACCUUCCCACUUUAAGAGCCCUGUCUGCAUCCUUCCCAUUCAUUCAUGGGUCUUGUUUCCAGAAAUGUAACAAAGCAUGACAUGAAAGCUUGAGGCAAAGGUCAUUGCAAAGAAAACUCCAGUGAAUAGCCAUGUGAAAGAAAUGGUCCCUGUCCCUUAGCCCUCCUGCGACCUGUUUAUUUCCUUUUAACCCAGGGGGCAGUCAAUUCAGAGGUUUCAGAAGGAAAAUGCUGUUUGGUUUUGCAAAGUGGAUUUAAAGAAACACGUUCCUUUAACCUGAGACCAAAAGGAAAAGCCUUGAAUUAGGAAGGGGGGGGAUGCAUCUAUAACUUUUAAGUUUAGUUCAGGAAUCAACAGCCUCCCAGUUUUGCUAUGCACAAAAUUGAUUGGAACUCUCAAAUCAACUCAGGCAGGUGGAGAUGAAUGAUUUCAGGUAACCUCCUUGCUUUUAACAAAGGAUGAAAGCCAAUGCAGGAUCAGACCUUUGACGUUUUUUCCAUUUUCUUUCCCUUUUUUCUCCUCUCUGUCUCAGUUUUGUACACAGCAACAACCCAAGUUUGGGACUGUACAUUUGUAUCUCUCUCAGAUAUAUAGAUAUGCAUAGUUAUAUUCGAAGUGUGGGUGGGCGUGAAACCACAUGUGUAUUUUCCUGCAUCCUCCAAGUGUUAUAGAUAAGGACAUUCAUCUCCACCUCACCUCUUUGCGCACAUGCAAUAGGAUGGUAUGAAGUCCUGUGACAGGGGGUGCUGAAGAAAGGAUGGUGGAGGAAACAAAGUCUUGGAGAAGAGUAGGUCGCAAGGAAGAAGAAAAACCAUGAAGCACCUGGGAUAGUGCGGAAGAAAAUGGAAAUUGAUGCAUUUAUGAAAACAGAUGUGUCAAUGGUUGGGAUUAUCUUCUCGUCCUAUUUAUGGGGUGAGCUAUGUGUGCCCUUCUGCCAGUGACCCACAAGGACAUCAGGGCAAAGGGCACACCCACCCCUAAGUGAUCAUUUGCUCUUAUGAGCCAUAUUUUCUGCCCUUAUGGUAUUAAGGGUCUCACAACUUAGAGGAGAUCUGCCAGGGGAAACAGUGCAAUGGAGGCUGUCACAACCUAGCUGAGCCAACAUUUAUUUUUGUACCUUUGGUUGAAGAAGGCUAACAUUGCUUGAUGCACUUUGGAUCCCCGUGUUGUUUCCCAUGCACUUUAAGUCCUCACUUUGGAUUUCACUUCUCCCCUGUGCCACCUCCCCCAUCCUGAUGUUUAGCUUUACCGCCCCCUUCCUUUGACACACAAGCUAAACGGUGUUCACACUACCUCAGCCAUUUCCUGCAAGCUUAAAAACAAAACAAUGGGAAGCCACUGGUGAUGAGACCAAAAGCAAGAUGGCGGCACCUCCUCUUGACUCCUUGACACCACCUAUUUCCAGUUCGGAGCCAUUGCCUGGAGCUGUGAUGUCAUUUCCUGCCUAAGGCAAGAGGCAGGUGAGCCAUCUGAGGAAAUGUGAAUAUCAGGACAAAUGGUGCUGUUGGCUUCCUCCUGCCCCCUCAAGACCCUCUGCAGAGCAAAGAAAAGGGAGUGAUGCACUUCCUCACCCAAAGUUGGUGGUAAUAUUUAUUGUUGUUAGUAAGGCCUACGUUGGCCAUGGCGUGGAAUGUUCCUUUUUUUGGGGGGGGGUAAUGAAAAUAUGUUAGCACUUUAAAUAUGUGGCCCAAAAUUAAAUCCCAGCUGAAUUAA
Messenger RNA from Podarcis muralis (Common wall lizard), 3264 nucleotides. The record is from RefSeq and is a predicted model, not a curated record. Lineage: Eukaryota; Metazoa; Chordata; Lepidosauria; Squamata; Lacertidae.